AUGAGAUUUCGCGCUAAGCAAUAUGCUACAACAUCGGAUUUAGAAAAGGCAUUUCUACAAAUACAGCUCGACGAGAAAGACCGAGAUGCAACGAGGUUCUUAUGGCUUAGCGAUCCUACAAACACAUCAAGUCCGCUAAUAACAUAUCGCUUCAAGUCCGUACUCUUCGGAGCUACAUGUUCGCCAUUCAUUUUGAGCGCCACACUUCUCAAGCACUUAAAGGAAAACCCGGGACCUUUUGCAACCAAAGCGAGAAUUAUACCCCUAGAAAUUAAAAGUUUGUGUGGAGAUAAUGUAUGGAGAUACUGCCCUACAAAAGACAACCCCGCAGAUCUGCUUACACGUGGUAUAACAUCUGAAGAACUGCAACAAAAUGAAAUGUGGUUUAGUGGACCUAAAUGGUUAAACAGCAAAGAAGAUUGGCCGACAUGGAACGGAAACAACGUAACGUCUAGUGUAUGUACAACUAUGUCGGAGAACGAUGACAAAAUUGAAACUAUGGAGAAAAAUCAAAAUGUAUGUAUUGGUAUAGGAGAAAUCAUAGAUAUUGAACGGUACAAUUCUUAUACAAAACUAACCCGCAUUACCGCAUAUGUAAUGAGAUUCGCAACAAACUGUAGAGCAACAGAAACUGAACGAAAGAAAGAUUUGUUACGUAGUGAUGAAAUUAAAAAUGCAAAAUUCCUAUGGAUAAGAUAUACACAAGGUAAAAUAUUUAGUGACGAAAUAAAUUGUAUAGAUAAUUCUACAAAACGUAAAACACUUGUGCGACAAUUAAAGCUCUUUCUAGACGAAAAGCAAUUAUUACGAUGUGGUGGCCGCCGAAUAGACAAUGCGACAGUAGGAGAAACAGUCAAGUUUCCAUAUCUGUUACCGGCAAAGGACCGUCUUACACAUUUGAUAGUGUUAGAAGCACAUGAGAAUACACUACAUUCAGGAAUAAAUAUCACUCUAGCAUACAUACAACAAACAUUUUGGAUUCCGAAAUUAAGACAGUGCGUGAAAUCUAUAUUGUCGAAAUGUGUAACGUGCCGAAAAGUAAUCGGAAAAUCUUAUCCCGCACCAGAAAUUCCACCAUUACCAAAUGAGAGAGUUCAAGAUGCUACACCCUUUAGCAUAACCGGUGUAGACUUUACAGGUGCGUUAACGACAAGAAACAGACACAACGAAGAAUCGAAGGUUUACAUUUGCCUAUUUACAUGUGCUGUCACUCGAGCAGUACAUUUGGAAGUAGUUUACGAUCUCAGCGAAGAAUCUUUUUUACUGUGUUUCCGGAGAUUUGUAAGUCGAUGA
This is a messenger RNA of Mytilus trossulus (common blue mussel), 1293 nucleotides long. RefSeq lists its product as uncharacterized. The transcript has a single exon. The record is from RefSeq and is a predicted model, not a curated record. Gene Ontology annotation, molecular function: nucleic acid binding. NCBI's taxonomy places the organism in Eukaryota, Metazoa, Mollusca, Bivalvia, Mytilida, Mytilidae. Bases 1 to 1293 code for a protein of 430 amino acids.